AUGUUCAUUGACCAACGGGAAAAGGUGAGCGAAACUCUAACCAACUUUUUGAGGAAAAACACAACUAUCAAUGCAGCAGCCUAUUCAAACUCCCGGAUGUAUUUCGAGGAGUACGCCCGUCGGGUUCACAACACCGCGAGAAGGCAGCGCAAAUUGUCUUUGACUCGAACUCGACAAGUGCAUAAUGCUGCCGAAGACAACUUGAGCCCAGAUUCCGCGCCCUCACAAUAUGCAAGGCGUGGGCGAGGCGAAUCUUCGAAGCGAAUCGUGUCUUCCACUGUUGCCUUCCCAACCCAGCAAAAUUUUGUUCCCAACUCCAUCGGCGGCAAACCGGAUAUACCAAGAACCUUCGAUCAUUACGCUCGCGCCUUCCCCGUGGCGGAAACAACUGGAAAAGCUGCAGUCCGUAGCCUCCUCGAUCUUUCGGCACUUCCCCUUCGUUUCCUCAGGAGGGAUUUGAUAGAAUUUGGGGUAGAAGACGAAGGAACCAUCAUCUCUACAUCAGCAAAACCGGGGGAAAUGCCUCGGGAAGCCAUUACCAGAUUUGUCGAAGCUUUCCAGCUGCGAUACAACCAGAUGCGAGGACCCGAGAAACAGAGAAUGACCUCGACCCAUUGCUGGUAUCUUGUAGAGGCAUUCAAACGCUAUGCGACGGAAAAUUCGAAGCGCCCCUUUGACGUGAUUGAAAUCGACUAG
This is a messenger RNA of Coprinopsis cinerea okayama7#130, 696 nucleotides long. RefSeq lists its product as hypothetical. Lineage: Eukaryota; Fungi; Basidiomycota; Agaricomycetes; Agaricales; Psathyrellaceae. Bases 1 to 696 code for a protein of 231 amino acids. The transcript has 2 exons. The record is from RefSeq and is a predicted model, not a curated record.